AACGGAUAUGCGUAACCAAAAGAUUAUGGUUGCUGGUGCUUUUGAUUUGGAGAGGAUCUUGAAGACUAUCAAGAAAAAAACUGGUAAAAAUGCAGAAAUUUUGGUAAUGACUAAGAAAUCCGAUGCAGUUCAGACGGACGAUGAUGAAUCUGAUAAAGUCCAGAUAGAUGAUGAACAUGAACUAGUUCUAGAGAAGAAUGAAACAUCUUCUUUAGUUCCAAAACAACAAGAAAAUCUUGAAAACGAGAAAAAUGAUGAUAAACCUGAGACAAGUAGUGUAAUGGAAGUCGAGUUCAAGAUACCAUUCCUAAAUGACAAAUAUGAGGUCAAAAAAGUUAUUUCCAAAUUCGAAGGGGUUGAAACAUGUGUGGUCGAUGUUGAAAGUCAAAAGGUUGUGGUUACUGGUAGUUUUGAUCAAGAGAAAAUGUUGAAAAAACUCAAGAAAAAGAUGGAUAAAAAGAAGGAUGAAGAAUCCAAAAUCGCCGCAGGGGAAAAAGAAGAAGCUGAUAUGAGUAGAGAUAUGCAUGUCAAACUAAAUAUAUGAUGUAUAGUAACGCAUAUUCUAACGGAUGUUGUAUUGCGUAAGGUAUUCGCAACAAGUAUCCACCAUAAAAAACUUGGCAUUGUAAUACA
Molecule: messenger RNA, 633 nt
Organism: Camelina sativa (false flax)
Lineage: Eukaryota; Viridiplantae; Streptophyta; Magnoliopsida; Brassicales; Brassicaceae
Product: heavy metal-associated isoprenylated plant protein 17-like
Molecular function (GO): metal ion binding
Source: RefSeq, a predicted model, not a curated record